GAUAAUGUAUUUUUUUUAUCAACCGGAAGUGAAUACAAAGGCAAAAGCGCGUGGACCGUAUUCGGUACAAAAUUUUUCCAAGUCCUUGGUUAUAUUAUAUAAGCCGACUUCUCUAAGUCCCUUGUAAGUUUGCUGGACAGUAAUCUUCAACCAUGUCCCUUCAGCCUAGCCAUACUAUCUACAUUAACAAUCUGAAUGAAAAGAUCAAGAAAGAUGAGCUGAAGAAAUCCCUGUAUGCCAUUUUUUCACAGUUUGGUCAGAUUCUGGAUAUUGUCGCCCUCAAGACACUCAAAAUGCGUGGGCAGGCCUUUGUCAUCUUCAAGGAAAUAAAUUCAGCUGCAAAUGCACUGCGGUCUAUGCAGGGUUUUCCAUUUUAUGAUAAACCCAUGAGAAUCCAGUUUUCCAAGAAAGACUCAGACAUCAUUGCCAAAAUGAAGGGCACUUAUGUAGAAGGAGAGCGACGAAAGCGUGAUCACGAUGAGGAAGGAGCUCGCAAGAAGAAGAAAAAGACAGCUGCUGGUGGUCCAAACGUGGUGCCACCUGCAGUCCAGCCACUGAUGCCUGGUGUUGUUCAGCCCCCUGCAGUGCGAGGUCCACCACCAGUCGUCCCUGUACCAGCACCAACCAUGACUUCUGCUGGUGCUGUUCCUGCUGUGCCUGCUCCAGCUAUCCCAGAACAGCCUCCCAACCAGAUUCUUUUCAUCACCAACCUCCCUGAGGAGACCAAUGAACUCAUGUUGUCCAUGCUUUUUAACCAGUUCCCAGGAUUCAAGGAGGUCCGUUUGGUUCCAGGUCGUCAUGACAUUGCCUUUGUUGAGUUUGAAACAGAUAUGCAGGCAGGUGCUGCUAAAGAUGCUCUACAAGGAUUCAAGAUCACACCAUCAAAUGCUAUGAAAAUUACCUUUGCCAAGAAAUAAUCUCACUGUAAUGAUUAUGGUUUUGUUAGUGCUCCAUUUUUGUUUUCAUCUUUCUUGCUCACCUAUGGGUGAUAAGUAAUGCCAGUUUAGGGUGAAUGAGUGUGUAAACAGUUCAGAACAUGAUUUGGUUGAAUGAUCAUUUGUUUAUAUAUGAACUGGAAUGGCACAGAGGCUGAAAAGGCAUAACAUUGCACCAAUGCCAGCAGUGGCAAACAUCCUGGUAAGAGUUGUUUGUCCCUGGCCUUGCACUGAGGUUGGCCCUCUUCAGCAUUGCACUCGUGCCAGUUUCAUAACUUAAAUGUGGAGAAAUGGAAUUUUAUAAAUAAACUUAUUUUGAAUUUGUUA
Molecule: messenger RNA, 1262 nt
Organism: Pomacea canaliculata
Lineage: Eukaryota; Metazoa; Mollusca; Gastropoda; Architaenioglossa; Ampullariidae
Product: U2 small nuclear ribonucleoprotein B''-like
Exons: 7
Coding region: 153-917 (254 amino acids)
Biological process (GO): mRNA splicing, via spliceosome
Cellular component (GO): U1 snRNP
Molecular function (GO): U1 snRNA binding
Source: RefSeq, a predicted model, not a curated record